Hipposideros armiger (great roundleaf bat) is the source of this 3974-nucleotide messenger RNA. RefSeq names its product GATA zinc finger domain containing 2A (gene GATAD2A). Bases 352 to 2271 code for a protein of 639 amino acids. The record is from RefSeq and is a predicted model, not a curated record. The transcript is spliced from 13 exons. Gene Ontology annotation, molecular function: sequence-specific DNA binding. NCBI's taxonomy places the organism in Eukaryota, Metazoa, Chordata, Mammalia, Chiroptera, Hipposideridae. Gene Ontology annotation, biological process: negative regulation of transcription by RNA polymerase II. Gene Ontology annotation, cellular component: NuRD complex.
CGAGACCGAGCUGCGGCUCCUAGCGCGGCGCGGCGUGGCGGCUCCUCCCGCCCGGGGUCAGCGCCCCGGCGCGCGCACGCGCACCCCUGCCGCCCGAACGCGCCUCGCGCCGCCCGCGCAGUCGGUCGGUCGACCGUCCGUCGUCCUGUCGCCGCUGCCACUGCGGGCGCCACCUGAGGGAGCCGCCGCCGCGGGACCCGAGAAGACCGGACCCGACCCUACCUCCCAAGGCUGCCCGGGGCCCAGCAGCCACCCGCGGAGGCGCCUAGCAACUUCGGUUGAUCAGCACGUUGACGCAAGUUGCCUUCUGACGUAGCUGCCACCAUGGCCAGCUGGUAGGACCAGUGUCCCAUGCCCAGAAGCCAGUUCAGAAUGACCGAAGAAGCAUGCCGGACACGGAGUCAGAAACGAGCACUUGAACAGGACCCAGCAGAGGAUGAUGUGGAGAGCAAGAAAAUAAAAAUGGAGAGAGGAUUGUUGGCUUCAGAUUUAAACACUGAUGGAGACAUGAGAGUGACGCCCGAGCCAGGAGGAAGCCCAGCCCAAACAUUGCUGAAGGGGACAGAGGUGACAGCCAUGGGCAGAGGUGAAGGGCCAGCAGGUGACGGGCCUGUGGACAUGCGCACCUCACACAGUGACAUGAAGUCCGAGAGGAGAGCCCCCUCGCCUGAUGUGAUCGUGCUCUCUGACAACGAGCAGCCUGUGAGCCCAAAGGUGAAUGGGCUUCCAAAGGAGGCCUUGCAGGAGACCAGCACCGAGGCCCUCAUGAAAAGCAGUCCUGAAGAACGAGAAAGAAUGAUUAAGCAACUGAAAGAAGAGUUACGAUUAGAAGAAGCAAAACUUGUUUUAUUGAAAAAGUUGCGGCAGAGUCAAAUACAAAAGGAAACUACCACCCAGAAGCCCACAGGCUCCGCUGGGAGCACUGUGACCACCCCUCCUCCGCUUGUGCGGGGCACCCAGAACAUUCCUUCCGGCAAGCCAUCACUUCAGACCUCUUCGACUCGAAUGCCUGGCAGUGUCAUUCCGCCGCCCUUGGUCCGAGGCGGGCAGCAGGCAUCCUCGAAGCUGGGAACUCAGGCGAGCUCACAGGUCGUCAUGCCCCCGCUCGUCAGGGGGGCCCAGCAAAUCCACAACAUCAGACAACAUUCCAGCACGGGGCCACCGCCGCUCCUCCUGGCUCCCCGGGCGUCCGUGCCCAAUGUGCAAAUCCAAGGGCAGAGGAUCAUCCAGCAGGGCCUUAUCCGUGUCGCCAAUGUCCCCAACACAAGUCUGCUCGUCAAUAUCCCGCAGCCCUCCCCGGCCUCGCUGAAGGGGACGACAGCCACCUCUGCUCAGGCCAACUCCACCCCCACCAGCGUGGCCUCUGUGGUCACAUCUGCUGAUUCUCCAGCCAGUCGACAGGCGGCUGCCAAGCUCGCGUUGCGCAAACAGCUGGAGAAGACGCUGCUAGAAAUCCCCCCUCCCAAGCCCCCCGCCCCAGAGAUGAACUUCCUGCCCAGUGCUGCCAACAACGAAUUCAUCUACCUGGUUGGCUUGGAGGAGGUGGUACAGAACUUGCUGGAGACGCAAGCGGGCAGGAUGUCGGCGGCUGUUGUGCUGUCCCGUGAGCCCUACAUGUGUGCACAGUGCAAGACGGACUUCACUUGCCGCUGGCGGGAGGAGAAGGGCGGCGCCAUCAUGUGUGAGAACUGCAUGGCAUCCAACCAAAAGAAGGCACUCAAAGUGGAACACACAAGCCGGCUGAAGGCUGCCUUCGUGAAGGCGCUGCAGCAGGAACAAGAGAUCGAGCAGCGCCUCCUACAGCAGGGCACGGCUGCUGUGCAGGCCAAGGCUGAGCCCACCAGCGCCCCGCACCCCACACUGAAGCAGGUCAUAAAACCCCGGCGUAAGUUGGCGUUCCGCUCAGGAGAGGCCCGCGACUGGAGUAACGGGGCUGUGCUACAGGCCUCCAGCCAGCUGUCCCGGGGCUCGGCCACGACACCCCGAGGUGUCCUGCACACGUUCAGCCAGUCACCCAAACUGCAGAAUGCAGCCUCAGCCACAGCCCUCGUCAGCAGGACCGGCAGACAUUCCGAGAGAGCCGUGAGUGCCAGCAAGGGCAAUGCCACCUCCAACUGGAAGAAGGCACCCCUGAGUACAGGCGGGGCCCUUGCGUUUGUCAGCCCAGGCUUAGCGGUGCACAAGACCUCCUCGGCUGUGGACCGCCAGCGGGAGUACCUCCUGGACAUGAUCCCGCCACGCUCCAUCCCCCAGUCGGCCACGUGGAAAUAGUGUGAGCCGGGCCCAGUGGAGAAUAGGCUCCCUCCUCCCUCCCACCUGGCCCACUACCCUCCACUCGGGAAGACACCCUGCUUCCCGAGAGAGCGAGCAAGCGUCGGCCACACUGCGGAAGCAAGAGCUCCGUUCUUGGCUGCAGAGUCUCAUCGCUGCAAAGUCUCGUCGCGGCUGGGGGGCCGCUUCACAGGUGGACGAGGAUUAUCACUGGGGGACCUUUCCCAUGGGCUUUCCUCCUUUCCUUGCCUUUAGUUUGCCCAACACCAGCAGAAAAGCGGACUUCGGGAGCUGGUUGUGCUCCCACCCUCUCCUUCAGCUUCCACAAGGCGCACAGGCAGCCUGGAUACUGUGACACUCAGGCAAGACUGGUGCCCAGGGCUUCUGAAGUCGAGCGGAGCAUUCUGUUUUGUUUUUGCUUUUUCCCGUCUUAGCCUCCCAAUUUUUGACUGCCUUCCUUCACGGCAAUCUCUAGGUUGACAGAUUUUUUUUUUUAAUCACCUCACGAUGAUGGAGUUUAAAGUAAACCGUGCAGACCCAGAGGUUCCUGCCAAGCACAGCCCCCAUGCCCCAGAGGGUGGGCUGAUGACCGACCCACCAGCUCUCGCCCACUCCAGCGGAAGGCUUGUGCUGCUGCUUUUCCCAGAGACCCCGGACCUCCCACACUUAGCAGAAGAACAAACUGUAACUCAGACCCAGCCAGAGCACCCAGGAUCCUGGAAGCCACACUGCUGCUUAUGGAGGAGGGAGGAGAGAAUCAGCAGCAAUAUCCAGAGCCUGAGCGGGAAGUUGGAGGGGCAGGCUGUUGUGGUUUUUUUUUGUUGUUGUGGUUUAUUUUAUUAAAUUUUUUUCCUUUCUUUUCCUACUUAUUUUGAUGGACAACAUCCCAAGCUGCCCUGGCUUGUGUCAGGUGGGAAGGCGCCCCUGCCCUCCACAGACUUCAGGGUUUCCGUUUGGGUCUAGUUUAGAAUCUUCCCUUAAAGCAGGGCCAUGCUGCCAGCGUUUGCCUUCAGACUUUUUUUUUUUUUUAACCCUUUUUAGAGUCUACAGAAAUGUCUUACAAAGGAUCAGGUCUGCUCUUAGUUGUGUUUCAUUUUGGUUUCUCCCACUCCUUAAAAAUCAGUUCCAUGAGGAAAGGCAGAAGUUGUCCUGUAUGUGCUGUGCACGUGGCCAGUUCCAUGCAGGUGUGAGGGUGUCCCAUGCGUACAUGUGUGUCAACAUGGAAACAAGUACGCCGCUCCCCACUUCAGCUCCAGCCCUGGUUUUCCUGUCCAAAUUAAGUUAGGGACUUAAUUUAAAAUCCUUAUUUUGUAGGGCCGCCUUCUUCGAACAUACUGCUUCAACAUUCUAAUAAAGGCUCAUUUAACCCCCUCUCUCAUGUUGUGUGAAUAUCAGUGUUUAGAAAACAUUUUUGACUUGCUGUAGAAGACUUAGGUUAGAAGACGUAGUUUUACAAAGUGUUCUAAGUUUUUGUUGUGUAAAACCCAAAGUUCUCAUUGAUUUUUGUUUUGGGUAGGUGGGCUGAAGGAGGGAAGGGUUGCUUUCAUGACCAGAUCCAGGGAUUUGGGGGGAAAGAGGGAAAUUGACAUUCAGGAGUGGGGGGACAGGGUGUGUUUUUACACCAAAAAAUCAAGAGUAUGCAAGCGUUUCUAUUGCUCGCAUUUUUUCUGUGUGCCUGGCAAAUAAAUACCUGUCUUAUACUA